AUAUGUAUGUAUGUAUCUGAUUCGAACUCAAGACUUUCGUUAAAUUUUUUUUUGCAAAAUUUUGUAAGUCGUAUAAUGUGGGGUUCGAGUUCUUAAUGAACAGGGUAUGGUUAAGCGUAAUAUAGUAUUUCUUUACCACAGCCUCUGCCAUAUCAAGACCAUGGUGCGUGCUGAAGAAGCACAUCCUUCCCGAGGUGAUCCUGUCAAGUCGGCGCUUGUCGACUUUAACUGAACACCAUGGAUCUAGAGAGGAAAACUCGAUAAAACCCGUAAUCUCCGGUGUUAUUCGACCCGUGCCCGUGAGAUGAAUGGCACUACGUUAGUGUGUCUUCGAACGGAGACCUUCGGAUAACUGGCGCCCUCCGAUUGUAACAUAGCCUUGUCCAGGUAUGGCGGAUCUCUGCCCGGAUCGACUUAUUUUUCUCCGCAACUCGUGGGAUUAAACAUGAAUUCAAAUAAUGUAAAAUAUAAUAAAAUAAUUAAUAAUACAGCUGGUCGUUCGGCAUAUCUAAAUUCUGUUACUUCGGAUAAUCAACCAUCCUAUUCCAGAAAGAUACCUACAGCGUAUACAAGUAGAAAUGAAAGGGAGUCACGCGUCAGGUCCAGACGGUCGGGUGCUAAUUCACGGAAAAUUUAUAAUGACCGUCGUGCAGCUAACAGACUGGUCGAGAGAUUCAAUAAUACGCCGUAUAAUCAACUGUCUGAAGCAAAUAAAUGCAGCCUUGAUUGGGCUAGAAAGGUGCUGGAAACAGCUCCUAGCACUGAUAAACGGGAAUCUGGAACUAAGCGCUCAUUAGUCGAGUCAGUUUCAACGCCCGAAGUUAAAAAUGUACAAUUUUCUGGUAAUUCUACUCAAAAUAGGCCUUUAUUAGAUCAGCCAAACUCAAAUUCUGAAGCUAAGAAGGCAAAAUGUAGUAAUUCCAUUCAAAAUGAGCCCUUGAGUGAUAUAGUGAAGAGCCAGAUAACUAUUGCAGUCAUCGAUGAUAGUGACCCUGAUGGCAAAAUCACACAUGAAAACUGGAGUUUAAUAAACAAAAAACUUAUGGAUUUAUACCUUGAUUUAAUGAAGGAGUAUCCAGGUAAAACUCCCUCCUUUCGUGAUGGUGGAUGGUUCCAGGGUUAUGUGAAACUAAUCGAUUGUGCGGAUCAACGUUCUGUUGAUAUUUAUCGCAUUGCCAUCUCCAGAUUGGGUGAGGUCUGGCCAGGCGCAAAACUCAGAGUUGUUGAUAAGGAUCAAAUUCCUUGCCGACCAAGAGCGCAUACCUGGGUACCGGCCGAGCCGUCCGACCCUAGAAAGAUACUAAACUUAAUUCAGUUGGGUAAUUGGGGAAUUGGUGCCCACACUUGGAGGAUCACUAAGGUGGAGGAACCAAAAGGACGUUAUAGAUGGGUCAAUCUUGUGCUUGACAAAGCAUCAUUGGUUCCCUUGGCACGAUCUGGUGGUGUUAUAAAUUACGGUUUCUCAUCUAUUAAUAUAAAGGUCUAUAAAAAGGAUCAGGAGCGAUCCUAAUCCGACUUUUAUAUAAUUCCAAUGGAAAUAUCGUAAGAUGUUUCUAAUUUUUGAAUGAAAAUCGAAUGGAAAACAUCUGCUCUUCAUUCUCUGGUUUCCUCUUUUUCAUCAGAAGUAAGCAUGAGUACAUGUCAUCUCCAUGAACACAUACUACUUUCGUUCAAGAAUAUGUCUGCAAAAUUAAUGCUCUCAUCACACUAGCGGAGUUAAUUGACUUCAUAGGCAAAUGUAAUGAUGACAUGGGCGUAUCGAAUUAACCGGUAAUGAUGCGCCUUCCAGGUUGCAACAACGCCAUUACAAUGAAGGGACAAAUAUGGUUUUUAAGCCAAAACCAUGGUCUUAUUGUAAUUUUGUAUGCUGGCUCCGAACUUAAAUCUUCCAAUUUAUACAGCCAGAAAAGUAAUGAUUAUCAGACUGCUAUAAGCUUUUAUGACCAUCAGACACUUCCGUUAAAUAUUCUGAAAUGGCGGGUCUAAAAGUCUGGUAGAGCUGCUAAUAGGCUAUACAGAAACAUUUUUUCAAUGUGGAUGGGACAGCAUAAAUACAAACGAACGCGGUGAGUUUUUUGGGUUUAUUAUAAAAUAU
Molecule: messenger RNA, 2095 nt
Organism: Teleopsis dalmanni
Lineage: Eukaryota; Metazoa; Arthropoda; Insecta; Diptera; Diopsidae
Exons: 2
Coding region: 446-1510 (354 amino acids)
Source: RefSeq, a predicted model, not a curated record